Molecule: messenger RNA, 3066 nt
Organism: Marchantia polymorpha subsp. ruderalis
Lineage: Eukaryota; Viridiplantae; Streptophyta; Marchantiopsida; Marchantiales; Marchantiaceae
Source: the annotation of a GenBank genome assembly
AGUCCAGUUGGUCCUCGGUCGGAGCUCAGCACAAUUCUCGGAUUUCGGCAGAGAACAUGAGUCUGGAAUUUGCUCUCUGGGACGAGGAAGUGCGCUGGAGGUUUUAGGUUGAGGAGCGAGGAGCGAGGAGCGAGGAGCGAAGAGCUGAAAGAUUUGUGGGCUUUGGAGAGAGGAGUGGGAAGAUGGGUGCCAAGGAGAGUGAGGGCGGUCCUCCGACUGGAACGAUGGCUGGAAUUUCAACUGGCUCGGGGCAGACGAUGGUGGUGAAGAGCUCGACCACCGGGCCGAAGCGAUUUGUACGCCAGCAGGUGCCGGAUUCUAUCUUGAAUGAUCCAGCUCUCAAGAAGGCGAUGGCUGUGCUUCCCUCGAAUUACAACUUGGAAAUCCCCAAGACGAUAUGGAGGCUGAAGCAGGCAGGAUCGAAGAAAGUCGCGCUGCAGUUUCCGGAGGGACUGCUCUUGUACUCGCUGACGAUCUGCGACAUUCUGGAAGCAUUUGCAGGGAUCGAAGAGUGCUUUGUUCUGGGCGAUGUGACUUACGGCGCCUGCUGCGUGGACGACUUCUCGGCCACUGCGUUGGGAGCGGACUUCCUCGUGCACUACGGGCACAGCUGCCUCGUGCCCAUCGACAUGUCUCUCAUUCCCUGUCUCUACGUCUUCGUCGACAUUCAAAUCGACGUCCAACACUUGUUGGACACGGUGAAGAAGAAUUUCGAUCCGAGCACCAAGAUUGCAGUCGCAGGCACAAUCCAAUUCUUCACGGCCAUUCAAGCGGUCUUAGGUCUUCUCAAGAAGGAGAACUACGUCGUCAAUACGCCUCAAUCCAAGCCCCUUUCGCCCGGAGAAGUGCUGGGAUGCACCUCGCCAGCCCUGCCCUCGGGGCUGGUGGAUUGUCUCGUCUUCGUGGCCGAUGGACGCUUCCAUCUCGAAGCAUUCAUGAUCGCCAAUCCGAAAGUGAAAGCCUAUCGCUACGACCCUUACUCCAAGGUGAUGACGCUCGAAGAGUACGACCACCAGGGCAUGCGAGAGGCUCGCAUGAAUGCCAUCAAGCGAGCGCAGCGAGCCAAGACUUGGGGAGUGGUGCUGGGCACUCUGGGGAGGCAGGGCAAUCCGAGAAUUCUGACCCACGUCGAACAGCGCCUCGCCGCCAGAGGAUUGAGCUACACAGUCUUUCUCAUCUCUGAGCUCUCCCCAACGAAGUUGGCCCUCUUCUCCGAUUCUGUGGAUGCAUGGAUUCAGAUUGCCUGUCCCCGACUGUCCAUCGACUGGGGCGAGGCUUUCAAGCAGCCCCUCCUCACACCCUACGAGGCGGAAGUUGCUCUGGGAUUUGUCCAGCCGUGGUGGAGGAUUAGCCAAGGUUUGCAAGGCAAUGGAGCCAGUGACGCCAUUCAGGACGAUGCUAUCAUCGGCCGGACGUGCAAAAUUGGCUCCGAAUGUUGUGGCCCUGUGGCUCGUAAUGCAUCAUCGGAGUGCUCCGCUGUGGAAACCAAUUCUUGUUGUCAAAAGCAGGCACCUGCUGCUGCUGCAGUGAUGGGAGGAGAGGAAAAUGGAGAUUGCAAGGCAGAGGAAAAAGAAGACCCCAUGCUGGGGUCCUAUCCGAUGGAUUAUUAUGCUCAAGACGGAGGUCCUUGGAAAUCAUGUUAUGUCAAACCUCCAGUUAGGCGGGCAACACCUCGAACUGUGGGUGUGGUUUCCACGUAAAUCCCCUCUCUCAAGCGAGCCUCGUGUGGAGGCUGUUCACAGACACGAGACCUUGCCAGUAAAAAGCUCGGGCUUUUUUCCGCCAAGGAAAUUUCAAUUUGCUGUGCCGAGGGCACACAUUCACAGAUUGUGGAGUCUGCAGAAGAUGAAGAACCGGAAGCAUCAUCAUGAACACUGCUAGAAAACGAGGGGCACAACGAUGCACAGGCCUAGAUUCGACUGUGUUCCUCGAGACAACGAAGCAAAGUCAAUAUUUCCCGAAUUUCAAAGGCCGGUUCAUUUUUUGGGGAAAUCUCUGGAGCAUGGGAGUACGUUGGAGUAGCUUUUGAGGGGAGCACUGACUGGAGCAUUCAGUUUAGCUACUGCUCCAGAAGCUGCCCUGCCUGAAACCAUUACUCCUGGACUUGGGUCGAUGCGGCGUUUUGGAAUUAUAUUCCUAGUAAAGAAGCGGUUGAUGGCAUCUGAUAUUUCGGGAUUCGGGGUCUCGGCCCCAUGACUUACUUCUUAUUGAUAUAAAGAGAUUCAUAUGACGUACAGAGCAUGUGCAGGCUGGUUGCAAUACUGAUUCAUCAGGGUUCUGGUCUUCGAAGUCUGAUACAUGUUCCAUCAGUGUUGUGGGAUGCGAGCUUGUUAAAGUCGCAUAGAGAUCAUUACUAUCCUUUGGAGUGGAAGAAGCAGAUGGUUGAAUCAGAUGGAGACAAAUAUGUUGGAAAUAAUGUCUGACCUCAAGAAGUACAGCAAAAUGCUGAACAUAGAUGCAGGGCAGCAAUUGCUCCAUCGUGGCUGUAUGUGCGCAGUUUAAUCGUGCCUCAUACCAUCUCGGCAUCAUUGCUUCUCCAUAAGGGCGAAAGGAACCCUGGCAGCGGCAUCUACCUACCCGUCCGUGGCAGCUCACUCGUGCUUGCAUCAGAACUAGAGAUAAGUUCACGAUGCAGAUUGUGCUUUGCAAUUUAGAGUACUGACGACCACAAUCUGACUACAUGCCACUUGAAAGGAGCAAGCUGCAGCGAGUGGGAAAAGGAUCGAUGAAAUAUCAACCUGAGUUGUUAGAUCUGGAUCUGCGCUUUGAGAAUCAGCUCCUGCACGUGUACGUAGGAAACUGAUUCUCAACAAACGGAAAGAGGUGCUGUAGACUGCGGUUUAGUGUGCAGUAGGCGGAACAGCUGGCCAUCAGUUGUUAUGUCAGUGAAGCAUUGAGGGCUGACAUUCUGCUGGGUGUCGAGCGGUGAUUGAAGAGAACCAUGUGAGGGCAUGGAUCAAUUUCACACUGUACAUGUUUGUACAAGUUCGAUUUUUAUGAAUGCCUGGGCUAUCAAAUGGUUGUAAGCCUUUUAUUCACUGUUCGAAAUUUGCUCCGGCAGCUCGA